Molecule: messenger RNA, 1001 nt
Organism: Physcomitrium patens
Lineage: Eukaryota; Viridiplantae; Streptophyta; Bryopsida; Funariales; Funariaceae
Source: RefSeq, a predicted model, not a curated record
GAUUCUGAUGGGCAAGCUGCCAAGUCCUUACGUGAGUUUUGGAUUACGAAGCUUUGUUGUUGUUGUUGUUGUUCCAAAAUCAACAAUUAGGUAGUGAUAGACAAUCUUUUAAGUAGCUGAAGGAGGUGCCGAUGGCGUUAAAUUCUCUGGCAAGUACUUCUGUGAUCAGAGGAAUUGCUCUGCCUGCUCCGUUUUGUGAUUCUACACAGCUGCGGCGACAAGCUGCAAGCCCCUUUGUUUCCCGCCCACAGAGGUCGUAUAGAACGGUCGUGCGGAGCUCGAGGUUACCGCUGAAUCCAAAGGAGGCUCGAGAAAUGGCUGAAGGUCGAGAACCUGAGAGGCAGAAUGAACGUGGUGGUAAUGGCGGACCCAACCCCUUCAGAUUUUUCCAGAAUUUCAAGGACGGCCUAUUUCAGGACCACAAGAGACUACAGAAGGAGAAGAGCCUGCCUAAAGGCGACCUCUUGUACACGGUUGAGAAAGGCGAUACAUUGUACGCUAUCUCUGAAAGACACGAAUGUUCUCUUGAGCUUCUUAUGGAGGCCAAUGGCAUUGAAGAUCCUCACAACUUAAGCGUUGGACAGGAGAUCUGGAUUCCACGGACUUAUCAGAUUAAGAAGGGUGACACUUUGUACUCAAUCUCGAAACAUUAUGGCGUGAGUAUUGAGGCUAUUCAGGCCGCCAAUGGAAUCGACGACCCCAAUUUUAUUCAUGAAGGAGACCAUAUAUGUCUUCCAGAAAAGACUGCUCACGAGGACUCAGACUGAUUCAUCUUGUCGAGUGUAAGAUAAAUGCCUGCUCCAAUUGACAAUUUUCAAUCAGCCGUGUGAGAGUAGUGUCUGACAUGAGUUGGGAUACAUCAGUAUUCUCUCGUACAGCACAUACUGUGCACAAAGCACACUUACCAAUGUAUUCCUGUAUAAAAGUUAUGGUUUUUCCCGUAUUCUUACUACAUGGUGCUAAAAUAUGAUAUAGAGGUCAUGUUUGAUGCUCUUGAUCAA